AGCCCGCCAGACGCGAAUUUCGAGUGUGGUGCAAAUGCAUGUGUUUUUAUGGCGUUCUUAUUACUGCGACUGUUGGUGGUGGCAGUGAUCGCGGCGGCAGCCGACGAUGUACAUAAUGUAACAUGGUCACCGUCACCACGCGCCAGACUGCCGUGCGUGGUGGCAGACGGCCAUAGGAUACAGCCGCGUCCCCCGCCGCCCCCGCUGGCGUCCGAUGACAAGCCACGUGCGCUGGACAAGCAGCAGACCUUCAUCUGGACCAGAGACAACGUGGAACUCAGCCAGAAAAGGAUAUUUACAAAUGGCACCCUGGAAGUGAGCCGCAAACAGAACAAUAGCGAGGGAGUGUACCAGUGCAAGGUGUGGCAAAACGGGGGCUAUGUCCUGGGAUAUCCGGUUAAUUUGAAGUUUACCCAUAUAGGGAAGCAAUUUACUCAGCAGCCAACAAAUACGACAGCGAGCAUCGGCCAGCCGGUUGUGUUUACCUGUAAUAUUAGUUCAGGACCCUCUGCCAUGAUUACCUGGAUGAAAAAUGAAGAACUUCUUCCUGAUAACAUUAGCAGAAGAUCACUGUUUCUUCCAAAUCAAUUACUAAUCACAGAUGUGACUGAAGAAGAUGAAGGUGUAUACAGAUGCCUGGCAACCAACCCGUUGCUAAACAAAACUCGUACCAGCCGUCCAGCCUGGUUACGAGUUGAGAACAUAAGGUCUCCCCUGGCAGCGUCAUUUUUGCCAGUACACUAUGAGAGCAAUAUUGUGGUAACUCGAGGGAGCACCAUUGUACUGCCUUGCCCUGUACUCGGGUGGCCAAGACCUAAGAUCAACUGGCUGAAAGGUGUUCAGACUAUGUUAGAAUCUAACACUCAGGUUUUGGUACUGAGAGACAUCGAGAGACGACACGAAGGAAAAUAUAAAUGUAUAGUUGAAGGCACCGAUUUGGAAAAGAUAUUCAACAUUAUAGUUGGUGAAGCGGUGAAUAUCACCAUCCCCCCUACCCCUAAAGAGGUGGUACGGGCCACCACAGUGAGGUUCAACUGCACAACGACGGGACAUCCUAAACCUACAAUUACUUGGUUCAGAGACGGCAAACCCUUACUAAUGGGUGGAAGAUAUAAUCAACGACUGUCACCGAAGGAUAACCGCGUGGAGUUGGUAGUCGGUGGCGUUACUUCGGAUGACGCUGGGAUUUACCAAUGCUUCGCGAGCAAUGCGGUGUCGGCAGCGUCGAUGUGGGCGGCGCUGCGAGUGACGGGAGAGGGCGCGCCCGCCCCCGGGGCCCCGCGCUGCUGGCCCGUCGGGGCCCGCCACGUGCUCGUGCGCUGGGCCCGCCCCGACGUGUUCUCCGUGGUCGCGUACACCGUGCAGACUACCGACUCAGCCGGCACGUCAUCUUCACCGGGCCAGCCGCAUACUAACACCAAGGAGGAAAUAACUGUUCCCAAAGCACUCACCCCGUACACUUUUCAGGUGCGUGCUGUAAUUCAGACAUCAUCGAAGAGGACCAUAGCGAGUGACAUGUCUGAGGGUGUCAUCUGCCAAGGACAAGGAGUUCCAAUCUAUAUGUCACGGCCUAAUGACGACAAAGUCUUAAUAUCUUGGAGGGAAUUCGCCGAGGAGUCACCUGGUGUUGUGCAGUGGAUUCUCCAAUACAAAGCUUCGAACAACAGCAGAGAAGAGAACAUCACUUUAGAUGGUGUCAUCACCAGCUACACUUUGGACGUUCCUAAAUCUGAGUCAAUCCUGGUGCGAGUGCUGGGUUCCCGUUCGCUGGAGUGGUUGGUGCAGGACUUGACGCUGGUGCCGUGGUCGACCACAGACAACCUGGACCGUGGUGGGAUGGCAUCCGUGGUACCUGAAGCUUUGAAGGCAACUCACAUUGGUACCCAAGAGUUCACGGUCACUUGGCGUUGUGAGAGUACAGUGCAAGUAUAUGGCUACAGGAUCUGUGUGACCAACGACGAUGACUUUAAGAGAUGUGUUGAAACCGACCGUGAAUGGGUGACGUUCAUGAAUUUGAAGCCAGCGACGGAGUAUGAAGUCACAGUGAAGGCUAGGGCGGCAGGGGCUGCAGGAGAACUGUCCACCAGCCUACCACUGCAUGUCACCACACAGCCGCUGGUGUCUGGAAGAUUCCGAGAGGUAACAUGCAAGUUUGUGAACGCAACGGCGCUGCAGGUGACGUGGGUUGCGGAGGGUACUCACUUCUCAGUGUCCUACACCAACAAGAUGUACGUCCCGCUCGAACAGUGGGACAACGUUGACACCACCAGUAACACUGUCCUGAUCAAUGGGAUAGACAGAACUACGGAUACUAUUUUGAAAGUGACUGCGUACAACCCGGAAGAGAGCAGCAAUGUGGUCGACUGCCACGCAGCAAAAAUCAAAGACCUGCAUUAUGAGUUCAUCCCGUCCGGUAUCCGGGUGUCGUGGAAUGGUACUGGUGUUGAGACUGUGCGGUACUCACAGAACCUCACGCUGUUCGUGGAGCAGUGGGCCAGUUGUAACGUCACUGACAACUCCGUUGUGCUGAGAAACUUGGAUCCCUCACUGCAAACAUACGUGAUGGUAAAAACUCCGGAUACUACACAAAAUAGUCAGGUCCUGACCAUUCCAGUUCGGCCGCUGGUCAAGACCAACUCUUCGUUUUAUAUUGGUAUGGGAGUAGCGGGCGGCAUCAGUGGGCUGUGCGUACUGGUCGUGAUAGCUGUGUGUGUGUGGCGACGGAGGAAGAACACCAGAUCACCUCACAGACCCCGCCGUAGAAACACGUCGCCCAAUGAAGGAGACGAGGAUGAAACCUCAGAAAUGAAGAACAUGGGCGGGGGACUCGCUAACGGCGGCGGCUCCAAGGAUGCUGGGGAGCCGCUCCUCAAUGGCCACGUGCACAUCACAGAGAAUCCGCAAUCAAAAACACCGAAUGGCAAGAUGAGGAAGGGCCGUCUGUACGUGGACGCGUUCGACCUGUCGCGGUACGACGAUCAGGACACCACCCUGGAGACGGUCCUGGACGCUUCGACAGCCACCGCGGCCUACAACCUGCUGGACACCUCCCGCUCUCCGCACUACGACCUCUCCCUCUCGUCCCGCGACCUCAGCGCCAACGACUCCUUCAACAAACUCCCCGACGACAACAUGAACUCAGAAUUGACUAGAAGUACAGAUUUCGAGUCAGACAACAGCAAAAUUCAACCCACGCUGCAACCGAACGGUUGA
This is a messenger RNA of Achroia grisella, 3213 nucleotides long. RefSeq names its product protogenin-like. Gene Ontology annotation, cellular component: axon; plasma membrane. The coding region runs from base 49 to 3213 and encodes 1054 amino acids. The record is from RefSeq and is a predicted model, not a curated record. The transcript has 24 exons. NCBI's taxonomy places the organism in Eukaryota, Metazoa, Arthropoda, Insecta, Lepidoptera, Pyralidae. Gene Ontology annotation, biological process: cell-cell adhesion; axon guidance. Gene Ontology annotation, molecular function: protein binding.